Molecule: messenger RNA, 793 nt
Organism: Hypanus sabinus (Atlantic stingray)
Lineage: Eukaryota; Metazoa; Chordata; Chondrichthyes; Myliobatiformes; Dasyatidae
Exons: 6
Coding region: 23-793 (256 amino acids)
Source: RefSeq, a predicted model, not a curated record
CUCACGAUGGGCCGAAGAAAGAAUGGUCAGACAAUGGGUUGGAUAUGCUGGAAAUGAGCUCAAUCGAGGAAGAGCUGAACCUGAUGUAUCGUACGCGGAAAUUAAUGUGAAGAUGCUCACGGAGCCCAGGGUCCGGAUAGUUGGAGUCGGUCUGAACUCCACCUACUCAGAGCUGAAUUUUCGGAAAGAAGAAACCCGCGUCAAUAAGGACGAAGAUCCUCCCAUUUCCUCCGGACACAGCAGGCUGUCAAGCUCUGCACAAACAGGUCCGCAUAAACAGGAGACGAACGAGAACAUCGGAAAUAGACGGUACCGGAAGAUCUGCCUUCUCUGCCUAGUUACGUCCGUCCUUGUCGCGAUAGUGGCCGGGCUGUCGAUCUAUGUAUCACAGAUUCGUCACUCUCUGAUCACCUGCGACCGAGGCCACCAGGAAAUUUGGGAACAAUAUCAGGAGAUAAACCGGAACCAGCUGCAAUGUCGACUUCAGCAAGAUGAGUUGAACAAAACACUUGAAUCCAGCAUAACCCAGAAUUCCCGCCUGGCUCUCUCCCGGAGCACCUGUCUCAAGGAUAUCUCCGUCCUCAACAACAACCUCUCCAUCCUCGAAAACAAAUUGUUCGUCCUCGAAAAUGAAAACUCCGUCCUGAAAACCCAUCUCUCCGAUCUGAAUCAAAUCGAAACCAACCUCCGUCAAAAGAACAGUGACCUCGAAAAUCAGUACCGAUCUCUGAUCAAAGAGAAGGGUCAAAUCUGUCAACUGCUGACCAGCAGAAAAGAACUGGAUCAGAAGUAA